AUCAAAGGAUCCAUCUCGGAUUUCAUAGAUCCAAAACGGACUUUUUUUAAAAAACAUGAAUGCAAUGUGCUGAUGGGCUCAGUUCAAUUUUAUUUGAGACUUUGGGGGUUGGGGGUGGUCGAUGCUGCGAAUUCCCAGUAUCUGGAUUGAGGUGUUGGGAAGAGCCAUAUGUUGACAGCUCCUUCAGUGCCAGCCGGACCUGCCCUAACUUCCCGUUUCACGGCGAGCUGUCUUUUUGAUAACUGCAACGAGUUUUCUGGCUGAAUUCCAAACCAUGGGCUGAAUCAGAUUCGGGAUUGCCAGGAGAUACUGCCAAGCUGGAGGACGCAGUCGCGCAAUUCAGGAUGCAUGUAUCGGAUUGUGCAAACUACUGGUCUGGAUGGGAAGAACCUCCUUAAAUUAAUACCACUUUCCAACAUGCCUGGACACUACAUCCCAGCCAUUCCUCUUCCCAUUUCGGUGUCUACCACUGCUACCUCUUCCAAAGUAAAUGUGUCAACCGUGUUUCACAUGACAGCAUCGCCUAAAACAACAACUUGUAAUGCGCCAACGUGUUUUCCUGUGUUACAGCAUGCCAACACAGGAAAGAUUCUAAUAACAUCACUGGAAGGAUCAACCACCCAAACUGCAACAUCUCCCAUCAAUCCCUCACAGAACAAUACAUUUCCAGCAUCAGCAGUUCCAUCUUUGCAAUGUCCUAACCUAACAGCAGUUACUUUGCCUAGUCUACCUGUGCAGAAGGUACAAGCUACUCCGAGUUUAACUACAAGUCAAAAGUCUUCUGAUCUGAGAACAGUUAGUUUGCCUGCUUUACCAGUGCAGGGGACCCAAGCAUGUUCUACUUUGGCUCCUGAUCAAAUGGUUUAUAAUCUAUCAACAGCCACCUUCCCUGGUCCAUCUGUACAGACCAACCAAGCAUCGUCCACAUUGGCAAUUGACCAGAACACUUACAUGCUUUUAAAAUCUCCAGUGUUGCCCGCUGGCCAUCAUCUUCAGAUUCCUGCAAAUGCAGAAGUCAAAUCUGUUCCAGCAUCUUCUCUGCCCAUUGCUAUCCGGCAGAAGAUCUUGUCUACCACAGCAACCAAUUUCGUUAACACAACUGCGUCAGCAAUGACAUCUCCAACUGUCAUCUACGUUUGCCCAGUGAACACAGUGAAGACGGUGCAAAAGCGUCUCCAAAAUAUUCGUCCCAAAAAUAUUUUGAAUGUGCCCACAACUUCCACCACUGGUUUUAGCCCUGCUCUAAGUACAAAUAUCCCUCCUGUUGUUGCCUGUGGUGAAGUUGUUUCUAAUGCUGAGCAAAACUUGCCUAAGGAUAGUCCAAUGAAAUGGGUUGUGCAAGCAAAUCCACAGUCUUUAGCACACUGCCUUAUUCCAGUUAAAUCUUCCAACAAUCUGGCCUCAGAGAUCUUAAAGAGCUUGGCUGAUCAGCAGAACAUGGAGAGCGCCACUAACCUGAUACCGUUACCGGCUACUGCAUCUACACAAAUGGACUCUGACUUAUUUUCUCUAUUCAAGGAAAAUGCCCUAGUUAUGUACAAUGGUAAAGUCUACCUAGUUGUGCAGAAGAAUGGUGGAUUGCCCAGCUCGCACCCAGAAAGUGCUCCAGCUUCCACAAACCAUGCAGAAACGGACACUACAUUGCCUGCUGUUGUAUCACCUAUUGAUUUACUGACAAAAAUCAAAGAAGAACCAGAGGAUCCUGAUCCUAAAACUGCCACACAGGAGAACAAAUUUAUAAAUCAACCAAUAGAUUCAUGUACUACAACAGUCAGUCACCAGGACAGGAGUCAGGAUUUACCGGGCUCUCUGCAUGAGCAUUCUAAUUCGACUUGUGGGACUACACAAGGGGAAACCGAUGAACAGUUGUUGAAGAAAGCAGGAAUUUACACAUCUGUGCGAAUCUGCCUCACCAGAAUAUCCCAAAAGCAGCUGGACCAAUGGGAAAAGGGCACUUACACUGCAAACUCUAAGCCACCGGAGUUAUACUCUCAAUUACCCAAGAAAAUAGAUAACAUAAAGACUGAAGCGGUUUGUAAACAGACACAAGUGAUUUUGACGCCUCCAGCCAUUAAAACAGAGCCACCUAUAGAGACAGAAUAUUAUGCAACCCAUACAAAGGAGAUUGAGGUGAAACUUGAGCCUGAAUCUCCAGUGAAAAGAAAAGCAGAAAGCAUCCAGUCUUCACCUGCAGUUAAGAAGCAAUGCCUAAAACGAUUCAUUCCAAACUGGGAAUCUGAGCAUGCCUACAGCUGCCUUCCUGUAUACAAUACAGAAGCAGCCUCUCACAAUACAGAAGCAGCCUCUCACAAUACAGAAGCAGUCUCCCAAGUUGCCUCUCACUGUGAACAGGAGACAACCACCAGCUUUCUUGAGCCUAGCUCAGUGCUAAAUGAGAGCACUGGAAUGGUAUCCCCAUCUGGGAUGACUUUGGGAACUGGGACAGAAAGUGUAUCCAACUGCUUAGAUGUCUCCACAAUCCCUGUUCCUAUGGCCAGCACUUCAUCUCCCCCAAUGGAAUACACCGCUCCAACUGAGAUCAGUGCAGCAUGCAGUUACACUCCUCUCCCAUCCUCAAGUAUAGAUGAAAUUACACGCGAUGAGAAGAUCAAGCGGCUGAAGGCGAUUCUGAAGGAGAAAGAGGCUGCGCUGGAGGCAAUACGGAAGAAAAUGAUGAGGCCCAAAUCGCCAGAGAAGAGCAAAGGCAGACACCGCCAGCGCACCUCGAGCGCUAAGAAGUCACGGUGUAAGAAGUGGCUGUUGAACCGGGAGUCGGAGCACGCCUACAGCUGCCUCUCGGGCGGCGGUCAUAGCAAACCACCGGGGCAGCGUGCCAGCUCAACCCCGGCGGCGGAACACACCUCACCGGCCGUCGGCUCAGCUCCCAGCCAGAAAUCCCUCUCUCCACAUGAGGGGCUGCCUCCUCCCAGCACUGAGAAGAGCACCCGGGACGAGAAAAUCAAACGGCUGAAGGAGAUUCUGAAGGAAAAGGAAGCGGCGCUGGAGACAAUAAGGAGGAAGAGAGUUUCCAUGCCCUCCACCUAGACCUCCGAGGACAUACAGUCCUGAUCCUUCCAAGAACUGGUGUGCACCUUUCUGUAUGAUUCGCGUCUCGCCUUCGAGGUUACGAUAAUACAUAUGGGAAGUGUUUUAUCUUUUUAAAUGUUGUUUUCACUGUGACAUUGAAUAGAAUCCUUGCUAUCUCACAUUGCUGUGAAGUUAGCUGUUUAUAAUAAGGCUGACAAUUCUAAAAUAUUGUACAAUGUAAAGGAGGUUUUA
Hemiscyllium ocellatum (epaulette shark) is the source of this 3279-nucleotide messenger RNA. RefSeq names its product ligand-dependent nuclear receptor-interacting factor 1-like. NCBI's taxonomy places the organism in Eukaryota, Metazoa, Chordata, Chondrichthyes, Orectolobiformes, Hemiscylliidae. Gene Ontology annotation, biological process: regulation of DNA-templated transcription. Gene Ontology annotation, molecular function: nuclear retinoic acid receptor binding. Bases 349 to 3045 code for a protein of 898 amino acids. The transcript is spliced from 5 exons. The record is from RefSeq and is a predicted model, not a curated record.